AUGAAAUUUUACGAAAGCUCUUUCAAUUAUGAUUAUACCUUUCCCGCCGUCACCUUAGCCUAUUUUCUCAGGUACCCGAACCCUUAUUCAAGACAUGUCUUGAGUACCGAUGUCAUUGAUCGCUAUGUCGAUCCCGAUACCCAGCGGUUACACACCCUCAGACUUCAUCUCAAAAAAUCGAAAGUCCCUGCAGGCAUUCUGAAAUUUCUCCCUGGUGGACUCGCAGGACCAAAUGGCUCCAGCCAAAGUUACAUUCUUGAAAGAAGCACAAUUGAUGUGAAAGAAGGUUGGAUGGAGACUGAAUCCAAAAACAUGGAAUGGACUGGAAUUUUGAGUGUUGUUGAACGCCAAAGCUAUAGACGGCAACGUCUCCCAGACUCUCCGGCAAUCGAUGGGCCCCAACCGAAAGAGACCACAUCCUGCCGGACCGUGGUCACUUUUGUAUCAAAGCUAGGUCAGGGCAAACUCCUGGGUCGCAAGAAGCAUGACCAAGCAAGCAGUUCCGAGGAUGAUGAAGCCCCCAAACAAGGAUUCUUUGCUUCCUGGUCCACAGCUGGCAUUCAGAGAACUGUCGAACUUAUCGGCGUCAAACGAACCAAGACCGCCUUGAUCAACGGAAAGGAAGGCAUGAAUGUUGUAUUAGAAAGACUGAGAAAUGGAGGGGUGGUUGCAGUCCUGGAGGGUAUGAGAAGAGAUCGUCAGGAAGCCCUUGGAGGCCCAGAUGGUCCCUAUAAACGGGCCUGGCUGAAAGGGCCGAAUGGUGACCAAGACUCCGAUUGA
Molecule: messenger RNA, 780 nt
Organism: Exophiala bonariae
Lineage: Eukaryota; Fungi; Ascomycota; Eurotiomycetes; Chaetothyriales; Herpotrichiellaceae
Exons: 1
Coding region: 1-780 (259 amino acids)
Biological process (GO): phospholipid transport
Cellular component (GO): mitochondrial intermembrane space
Molecular function (GO): phosphatidic acid transfer activity
Source: RefSeq, a predicted model, not a curated record